Molecule: messenger RNA, 1389 nt
Organism: Colletotrichum spaethianum
Lineage: Eukaryota; Fungi; Ascomycota; Sordariomycetes; Glomerellales; Glomerellaceae
Product: COP9 signalosome complex subunit 1
Exons: 4
Coding region: 1-1389 (462 amino acids)
Cellular component (GO): COP9 signalosome
Source: RefSeq, a predicted model, not a curated record
AUGGCUGCCGCUGGCGCCAACGCCAACAUCGACUCCAACGCCCUGCUGGCCUUCUUUACGCAGAUGGACGAUCAGGGCGGUGUCAUUGUCAGAGGCCGUACCCGCUUUGAGCGUCUCUUUCUCAUCGGCCGGAGCUGCGUACCGCUCUGUGUUGACGCCCUGAAGGCCGCAGUCGCCGAAGCCAAGGCGGGUGCAGAUGUCCAACGUUACCGAGACGCCUUUGAGUGCAUUCACAUCGCCGCCCCUAAUGAGCCAGAGGCCUUGUUCGACCAGGAAUGGGUUGAAAACACGGAGAGGGCCAACAAGGCCAAGACUCACCAACUCGAGAGCGAGCUGAAGGGUUAUAAGAUGAACCUCAUCAAGGAAAGCAUUCGGAUGGGAAACGAGGACCUUGGCCGUCACUUUGAGGAGAUCGGCGAUCUUAACAACGCCGGCGAGGCUUACAGCCGCAUGCGCCCAGAUGUCAGCACCUCGAAACACAUCAUCGACGUCGGCAAGCACCUCGUCAGCGUGACGCUCCAGCGCCGGGAGUGGCCCAUGGUCAUCGCCAAUCUUAGCAAGAUCACUGGCGUCCAGAACGGAGAGGAAGAGAAGGGUCUGCAGCCGUACACCAAGAUCGUCCAGGGCAUCGCUUUCAUGGGCCUCGAGAAGUUUGAGGAUGCAGCCAAAAGCUUCUUGCAGAUUGAUGCCGGCAAAGAGGGUGCUGGCAAGGAGGGUGCGGAGUACAAAACUAUUGCAAGCCCCAACGACGUGGCAGUGUAUGGUGGUCUCCUUGCUCUUGCGACGAUGGAUCGUAAGGACCUGCAGACCCGAGUUCUGGACAACCAGAAUUUCAGAACGUUCCUGGAGCUGGAGCCUCACAUCCGCAAGGCCAUCUCACUCUUCGUCAACGGCCGCUACUCGGCAUGCCUCGCGAUCUUAGAGGCGUACCGUGCCGACUACCUCCUGGACAUCUAUCUCCAGAAACACGUCCCCGCUCUCUACUCCCAGAUCAGGAGCAAGUGCAUCGUGCAGUACUUUAUCCCUUUUUCCUGCGUCACUCUGAGCAGCCUGGAGGAGGCCUUUGCGGUUCCCGGUAAGCCGCUCGUCGACGAGCUCGUUGGCAUGAUUCGGAGCGGUGUUUUGCAGGCCCGCAUCAACACAAUUGACAAGACGUUGGUCGCCGUGUCUCCGAACCCCCGAGCGACUUUGCAAAGGUUGGUCCUUGAUACGAUCGAUGCCUACGAGCGAGACGCCACCGAGCGGAUCCGGCGCAUGAGCAUUAUCGCGGCAGACAUGGAGGUGAAGAACGCGCGCAAGGGAAACGCACACGCCGGGACACAAGGCAUCGACGAGCUCUGGCUCGAGCAGGCCAACCGGGCAACGGCCGCCGGCGGCGAGGCGAGCUGA